AUGAAACAUAAUAUUUAUUAUCAACAUCAGCGUAAAUAUUUACAAUUAGAGUACUAUCAAAAAUCGAAAAAUUCUUUAAAACAACAACUAGAAGUAGAAGCUUUAAUUAAAUCAUUGAAAAAUAAGAUCAAUUCAAUGGAAUAUGAAUUAUUAAAUAAACAUUUUGAGAAAUUAAAACAAAAUAAAAGAACAGAAAUAAGAUUAGCACACAAAAUAAAAAUAGAAAAAUUAUCAAAAGGUGAUGUUAAAUUAGAUAUAAUUAAUCCAAAAAAAAGUAGUGCAUAA
Messenger RNA from Rotaria sordida, 285 nucleotides. The record is from the annotation of a GenBank genome assembly. Lineage: Eukaryota; Metazoa; Rotifera; Eurotatoria; Philodinida; Philodinidae.